AUGAAUUUAAAACCACCAACAUCAAAAGUAGAAUUAAGAAUUAAAUGUCAUAAAAUCUUGGAUAAAGAUACAUUAAGUAAAAGUGAUCCAAGAGCUUCAGUUUAUGAAAAAGAUCGUGCUGGUCAAUUUCGUUUAAUUGGAAAAACUGAAACAAUUCAAAAUCAAUUAAAUCCAGAAUUUAAAACUCCAAUUGUUAUUGAUUAUCGUUUUGAAGAGAUUCAAGUUCUUAAAUUUGAAAUUCAUGAUGUUGAUAAAAAUGAUGAAGAUUUUAUUGGUGAUGCUAGUUGUACAUUAACAUCAAUUUUAUCAAAACCAGGUCAAACUGUUUGUUUACAAUUAUUAACUAAAAGUGGUAAACAUGCAGGGUCAAUGACAGUUAUUGCAGAAGAAAUUAAAAAUACUUUACAAACAAUUAAAUUCAAUCUUAUUGGUAAGAAAUUUGAUAAAAAAGAUUUAUUUGGAGCUGGUUGUGAUCCAUAUCUUAUCAUUUCAAGAAAAGUACCAUCAACCAAUACAUUUGUUAAAAUCUAUGAAUCACAAGUUCAAAAGGGUACUUUAAAUCCAGUAUUCUCUGGCAUUGAAAUGAAACUUGAAGAAUUAUGUGGUGGUGAUAUGCAAAGAGAAAUUAAAUUUGAAUUUUAUGAUUGGGAUAGAAUUGGUAAACAUGAUUAUAUUGGUGAAUUUCAUACAAAUGCUCAAGAAUUGUUACAACCAAAUCAAGCAUUUAAUGUAAUUAAUUCACAUAAACAAGAGAAAAAGAGUGGAUAUAAAAAUUCUGGAACUGUAUCAGUAUCAGAUGCAGUAAUUGAGAGAGAAUAUAACUUUUUAGAGUAUAUUAUGGGUGGUUGUCAAAUGAAUUUAAUAGUUGGUAUUGAUUGUACUGCAAGUAAUGGUGAUUCAAAUGAUCCAAAUUCUCUUCACUAUAAGAAUGCUCAAGGUUUGAAUCAAUAUGCCAAUGCAAUUUGUUCAGUUGGUAAUGUUAUUGUACCAUAUACCACUACACCAUUGAUUCCGGUCUAUGGCUUUGGUGGUAUUAUGCCAGGUCAAAGCGAGGUUUCACAUUGUUUCCCAAUGACAUUGAAUGCUUCAAAUACAUUAUGUUGUGGUGUGAAUGGUGUAUUGGAUUGCUACUAUGAUAACAUUUCAAAGAUUCAAUUACAUGGUCCAACCUAUUUCGCCCCACUCAUUAAUAUGGCCGCUCGUUACGCUUCUCAAGGCCAAAGCCAAUCAAAUCAAAAAUAUACAAUCUUGAUGAUUAUCACUGAUGGUGAGAUUUUAGAUGCAGAUAAUACAAUCGAUGCCAUCGUUAAAAGUAGUGGUUUACCAUUAUCCAUUAUUAUCGUUGGUGUUGGUAAUGCUAAUUUCACAAAUAUGAAUAUUUUAGAUGGUGAUGAUGCCGCUCUUCAAAGUGGUGGUGUUAGAGCUGAAAGAGAUAUCGUUCAAUUCGUUGCAAUGAGAGAUUAUUUAAAUAGACCAAAUGAAUUGGCUGCUGAAGUACUUAGAGAAAUUCCAACUCAAUUCCUUUCCUUUAUGAAGAAAUAUAAAUUUAGACCAAAUCCACCACCACCACCACCACCUGUUAUAAUUGGUGCUCCUCCACAAUAUGAUAAUCCAACCACAACCACCACUGCUACCUCGCCAUCCACUGGCAUUGACCUUAAUAAAGGUUCCAACGUUGGUUUAAAUCUUACAAAAACUGAAAGUAGUCCUUCACCAUCUGGUGGCGCUGGUAUUGACCUUAAUAAAGGUUCUGUUGUUGAUAUUACAAAAGGUGUAUCAAAUGUAUCAUUAGAAAAGAAUUAA
Dictyostelium discoideum AX4 is the source of this 1803-nucleotide messenger RNA. RefSeq names its product phospholipid-binding protein (gene cpnA). The transcript is spliced from 3 exons. Gene Ontology annotation, molecular function: calcium-dependent phospholipid binding. The record is from RefSeq and is a predicted model, not a curated record. Gene Ontology annotation, cellular component: membrane; cytoplasm; cytosol. NCBI's taxonomy places the organism in Eukaryota, Evosea, Eumycetozoa, Dictyosteliales, Dictyosteliaceae. Bases 1 to 1803 code for a protein of 600 amino acids.